This is a messenger RNA of Lichtheimia ornata, 294 nucleotides long. RefSeq lists its product as uncharacterized. The coding region runs from base 1 to 294 and encodes 97 amino acids. The transcript is spliced from 2 exons. NCBI's taxonomy places the organism in Eukaryota, Fungi, Mucoromycota, Mucoromycetes, Mucorales, Lichtheimiaceae. The record is from RefSeq and is a predicted model, not a curated record.
AUGUCGCUUGCUAUCCUCAACAUUCCCACCUCUCAAGACGACCAAUUGCUCAACAACGAACACAACUCAUCGCUCAGUGCCAUCCAACAACGUCGUCGACACAUCAUCAAAAAGAAAGUGAUCGCCAUUGGACGCUUGUCUCGUCAAUUAUCUGUGCUCCGUGAGAAUCCUGAACUUGUCAAUGAAAUCAAGCAAAUGAAUGGCAGCAAACUUCCACUCGGCACUCUCGCUCAAGGUGAAGAAGGUCUUCGUCAAGUGCUCGCAUCCUUGAAGUGCAACGGUGCAACACAAUAG